AUUCUCCUAAACUUUGUUUUUUAUUUUGUCAGUACCUCGUGUGCAUCGCCCCAAAUGAGGUUCCGAAAAACAAAAAGACCAUAAAAUAAGCGUCGUGUUCGUCAGAAAAAAUAAACAACUUCAAGGCGACAAUUGAUAUUCACACAACAUAUUCUUGUCCCCUUUUCGAGAUGCGCAAAUUAGUUAAUGACCGAAUAAAUAAAACCAUCAAAUGUCGACUCUGUUUCGCAUAGGACUCCGCCAAGAGUAUAGACCACCUUUGAAAAGUUCCAUAUCGUCGUUCAAUUUCUCCGACGUUGUCUUAGGUCCUAGAUUACUAGAUUAUAUAAUUGGUUCAAAUGGCAAGCGGGAAGUUGUUAGUGCUCCUAUUGACCGCUGUGAUUUGUGUUCAUGUGUGUGAAAGUGCCAGAGGAGGAGGAAGGGGCAAAGUUGGAAGAGGGCGAGGAAGAUUGUACAAUUCCAGAAUGCCUGUUAUUAUACAACACAGAAAUCCCGCAUCAAAAAAUUAUUACGAAAAUAAAGAUGGAGCAAAAAUUGUCAAGGCUAGCCAUUUCGAACUGGAAUAUAUGUUAGGCAGGAAAAUAACUUUUUUCUGUAUGGCACAAGGUUACCCCAGACCAGAAAUAACUUGGUUCAAAGACGGAAUUGAACUGAUUUAUCACAAAUUUUUCCAGAUUCACGAAUGGCCAAUUGGAAAUGAUACAAUGAAAAGCAAAAUGGAAAUUGAUCCAACAACCCAAAAAGAUGCAGGAUAUUACGAGUGUCAGGCGAAUAAUAAGUACGCCAUCGAUUCACGUGGAUUCCGGACAGACUACGUCAUGAUUACAUACUAGUGACACAGUAUACUUAUAUACAGUAGUCCCACUUAGCCUCGGUUCAUUUGAUGUUGGUGUCCAGGAGUUUCAGUUUUUACAAUGUUGACGUAUUUGAAACUAAUGACAUUUCUCCCUACUACAAUCUCAACCAAGGCGUCUAAACACUGCUCAGCAUAACAACUUUUCAUAUAAACUGCUCAAAAAAUACAGUCGAUGAAAACCAUGUUGUGCACCUGAGAAAUAUGAUAAUUUUGCAUUUGUGUGAUAAUCAAGUAACCCAGAUCAUUUGGACAAUGAUGAACUAUGUUCCAACACCAGUUUCUAUCGAUGAGUUUGGAAAAUGUUCACUGAAAGUAGUUUCAGUAGGUUGGGUGAAACCCAUGAAAUUUGACAACUAUGGAAGGGUUGCGUGCCUGUCUUGAACUAGUCGUUUGCGCAGACCUGAGACUGCAACUCCUGGGUCUGCGUGUAGAAAAUUAAAACCAAAAAUCACUCGAAGUGGGAUUACUGUAUAUAAGUAUACUGUGCUAGUGAAGUAUCAGUAAGGAUUUAGGAAGAAAUUGACUCGCAGUUAAAGAGUGUGAAAACUUUAUAAUAGAGUUUUUUGUUUGUUCUGACUGAAUGAGAUUUGACAGAAAUGUUUCGUAAUCUUGUGAAGUGGAGAAGAUAUAUAAUAAAAGUAUUGUUUUUUAUGCAUAUCAUCAAUAAAUUAUCAGAUUGGU
Messenger RNA from Leptinotarsa decemlineata (Colorado potato beetle), 1537 nucleotides. Its product is annotated as immunoglobulin domain-containing protein oig-4. The record is from RefSeq and is a predicted model, not a curated record. Gene Ontology annotation, molecular function: protein kinase activity. NCBI's taxonomy places the organism in Eukaryota, Metazoa, Arthropoda, Insecta, Coleoptera, Chrysomelidae.